Messenger RNA from Nicotiana tabacum (common tobacco), 1137 nucleotides. The record is from RefSeq and is a predicted model, not a curated record. NCBI's taxonomy places the organism in Eukaryota, Viridiplantae, Streptophyta, Magnoliopsida, Solanales, Solanaceae.
UAAAUAUGUGCUCUUAAACAAACUUAUAUAUAAUUAACACAAUGAAACCCAAUCCCCCUUUUGCUUAUAGCCUUAUACACACUUUAAUAAAUAUUCUAUAGUUUGUCCGUUGAAAUCCAUAACUAAGAUUGUAGAUACGUAAAUUCCUUAAUUCUCUCCCAUAAUAAGAACAAACGUUCAGUCCAUUUGGAACUUUGUCCCUUCUUGGGUCUAUCUGGCAUCUUCGAGCAGAACCAUUUGAAGAAACCAAGGCAACAUUUGCAACAAGUGAAUCUUCCUUUUGCUACUUCAGUUUUUGAGACAGAUAUCUGGGUCUAAUUCAAGUUUGUUCGUUUAUGAAUUAAUUAUGGGAGACAAAUUUGGACAGCUAAAAGUGACUGUUGUAAAAGGCAGGCGUUUGGUGAUUCGGGACUUCAACAGCAGUGAUCCUUAUGUCAUUCUCAAGCUGGGUAAUCAGACUGCAAAAACCAAGGUCAUACAUAGCUGCCUUAAUCCUGUUUGGAACGAAGAAUUUGAUUUCUCCUUUUCAGAACCUGCUGAGGUUCUCAAAUUGCAAGUGUUUGAUAAAGACCGUUUCAAGGCCGAUGACAAAAUGGGAAAUGCUCAUCUCAGCCUUCAGCCUUUAGUUGCUUCUGCUAGAUUGAGAAAGAUUCUUGGGAUUGCCAGUGAAGGGACAACACUGAGGAAGGUUAUCCCAGAGAGCGAUAACUGUCUAGCAGCAGACAGCAGUAUCAAUUGGGUGAAUGGUGAGGUUGUGCAAGAUGUUUGGUUGAGGCUCUGUGAGGUGGAGUCUGGGGAUAUAGAAUUGAAGAUCAAAUUGAUCAAUCUUCCCUCUGCAGCUCCCUCCAAGUAAGACAACGAUUGAUCUGUUGAAGUUAGGGUUGUUUGAGCUGUAGAAAAGAUACUUUCUUGUUGUAGCUGGAAAGAGAUGUCAAAGAUUUAGCAUGUGUUUAGUGUGUGGUAUGUCCAGUAGCAGAGCCAGAGCUUGUAGCUUCUGUUGGAACUCAAAUGUCCAUAUCUGUAGAAUGUACUCGAGAACUAGUUGUGCUCAAGCUAACUCUUCGUCAGAACGUUACUUCUCCUAGUCCUUUACAAUAGCUAACGGCAGCCAGAUGGAAUCAAAUCCAUUUCUGUGUG